Cuculus canorus (common cuckoo) is the source of this 3023-nucleotide messenger RNA. Its product is annotated as 1-acyl-sn-glycerol-3-phosphate acyltransferase alpha-like. Lineage: Eukaryota; Metazoa; Chordata; Aves; Cuculiformes; Cuculidae. Gene Ontology annotation, molecular function: 1-acylglycerol-3-phosphate O-acyltransferase activity. The record is from RefSeq and is a predicted model, not a curated record. Gene Ontology annotation, biological process: phosphatidic acid biosynthetic process. Gene Ontology annotation, cellular component: membrane; endoplasmic reticulum. Bases 644 to 1579 code for a protein of 311 amino acids. The transcript is spliced from 7 exons.
GGCACCCUUCAUCUGGCAAUGCGGAGAGCAUUUCACAGCCAGGAGCCCAAAGGCAUCCACUUGCACCCACCUCUACAGAGACAGGAAGAAGGUGUGGGUGGAAAAAGCAGCCAUGGGCAUGGAGGAGAAUGCAGCAGAGUGAAGUUUGGGGAUCAGCCACAAUCUCAACGGAGAACUGCGAUAAGCCUUGCCACAGUGAUGGGCAUGGACAAGAGCUAAGUUUCUGCUCUCCCUGCCGGCUGAGAUUCCUGCUUCCAAGAGCUGGAGGUCACAGUGGCCAGGGGAUGUGCCUAGAACAUGGAUGCUUGAGGGCAACAGCUGAUUCUGUCAAGCUGGAGACACUGCAAUGGCUUUUAACAGCUCAGUAGUGCACCUAUAGUGACCCCUCAGGUGACCAAGGGUCCCCAACAUUGACUUGCCACCACUCUUCACCCUUGGCCAGGGAGCCUGCUUCCUGUUUGAGCCUCUGCACAGGGUGAGAUCCACACAAUACCUUCCCCUGGACCAGCCCCAAACACCCACACGCUGCUCUUCUGAUCCAGCUGAUUCACCUCGGCAUCCCCUGCUCCAUUCUCCCUGCUCCUUGCCCAGUUCCUGGGGAUGCAGGCUGAGCUCCUGAGCAUCCUCCUACUGGGGCAGCAAGAUGGAUGUGAUCAUGCUCCAUGGGCUGCUGCUUUUCCUUCCUGUGGCAGCCCUGCUGCUUUACUGGUACAAUGCCACCUUCCACUACUUCUGCAAGGUGGCCUUCUUCAACUGCUGGAUCGUGGCCAUGGCCACCCUCUUGGCCCCUUUUGUGGCUCUUCGAGGACGGUCUGUGGAGAACAUGAAGGUCCUGCGUGCUGUGAUCCUGCCCCUCAAACACUUCUAUGGCAUCAAGAUGCAAGUAUGGGGCUCUGAGCAUCUGAACAUCAAGGGUCCCUACGUGAUAGUUUGCAACCACCAAGCUUCCCUUGACCUUAUGGGCAUGGUGGAGGUCAUUCCUGACUGCUGUGUGCCUAUUGCCAAGAAGGAGCUCAUGUAUCUGGGCACUGUGGGAUGGAGCUGCUGGCUCAGUGGUGUGAUCUUCAUUGACCGCCACAAAAGAGAAGAUGCAAUCGAUGUUAUCUCCCAGACGGCCAGGACCAUGCAACGUGAAAAUCUCCGAGUGUGGAUUUUCCCUGAAGGCACCAGGAACCAGGACAAAUCCAUGCUGCCCUUCAAGCGUGGGGCUUUCCACUUGGCUGUGCAGGCUCAGGUUCCCAUUUUCCCCGUAGUGAUUGCCCCAUACUGGGACUUCUUCAGCUCAAAGGAUAAGAAAUUCACCUCUGGGACGUACACCAUCCGAAUCCUCCCCAAGGUGGAAACUUGGGGCCUGAGCUCAAAGGAUGUCCCCAAACUGACAGAAACUGUCCGCCAGGCCAUGGCUGAUGUCCUCACUGAGAUGUCUGCAAAUCACUGUGGUGACCAGCACACUGAGCAGGCUCCAGUCCCACGCUGUACUGGGACCAGUGCCGUCAGGAGGACCAGCAGCCUGCAGCAAGAGGAAGACACAACUGGAACCAGCAGUCAGGCAGAGGGACUGAGGCCCUCGGGGAUGUAAGGGAGGUGUCCCUGUCUCUUGUGCCCUGUGGAUGUGUUCACCAGACCUGUCACUGCCCUGGCAGCCUGCAAGAGCAGGAUGGUACCCGGGUGCAAGGGAAAGCAGAGCAGUGCAGGAUGGGGACUGGGCAGCAUCCUGAAAAGAAUCAUGGAAUGAUUUGGGUUGGAAGGGACUUUAAAGUCCAGUUCCAACCCCCUGCCAUUGGCAGCGACACCUCCCACUGGAUCAGGUUGCUCAAAGAUUCAACCAACCUGACCUUGAGCACCUCCAGAGAUGGGAGGUGAAGGGAAGCCACGACUUGACUUCUUCUUCAGGCAGCCUGGGCCGGGGCCUCCUCACCCUCAUUGUGAAGAAUUCCUUCCUAAUGUCUGAUCCAAAUCUUCCCUCUUCCAAUUUAAAGCCAUUUUCCUAUCCCUCCAGGACCUUGCAAAAAGCCCCUCCCCAGAUUUCCUGGCACCCCUGUCAGUACUGGAAGCUGUUCUAACAUCUCCCUGGAGCCUUCUUUUCUCCAGGCUGAACAACCCCAACUCCCUCAGCCUGUCCUCAUAGCAGAGGUGCUCCAGCCCUCGGAUCAUCUUCAUGGACUCCUCUGGAUUCAUUUUAACAGUUCCAUAACCUUCUUCUCUUGAAGACUCCAGAACUGGACACAGGACUCCAGGUGGAGUCUCAAAAGAGAGGAGCAGAGGGGCAGAAUCCCAUCCCUCGCCCUGCUGGACACACAGCUUUGGGCGCAGCCCAGGAUAUGGUUGGCCUUCUGGGCUCUCUAAGAACAGAGUCCAAGCUGCCCUCACAAACUCUUUGCCAUGCCUGUGCAUCCCCUCCCCGGGGCACUGCCUGUCUCCCCAAAUCUGGCACAAUUUUUGGGCCUGGACACUGAGCCCUAUGUGUCUGCAUGGUCCCUGCCCACACACCAGGUGGGGACGGAGUUUUGCCAGGCAGGAUUCGGGGUUUGCUGCACCAUUUUCCACCCCCGACUUGCAGUGGGGUUCACCCAUGGCCUUGCUGAGUUUCUUCUUCUGGAUGCUCCUGGCAAUGCUGUUCAGAUGCAGUCAGCUCUGGGGAGAGGUUCAGAGCACAGCAUGUGGCUGGGGACAGGUCAGGGGGUCCAGGGGAUAUCACCACGAGGGAGGAGCAUCCUUGAUGUUGAACUAUGAGAUUAGGAUACAAGAUUAAAAACUCCAGAUCUAGAGGUGUAUAUGCACGGUGUCCUGCCUGUGCCUCGGGUGCUGAGGGGAGUGUGGGGAGGGGGGAUCCAUCUCCUUGCAGUGAUGUGGGGCUGCUUGGGUCCUCACAGACACCAUGGCUUUUCCAUUGGGUGCAGUGAUGGAUGGCUUGUGGAGCACGUGGCAGAGUGAGAGUCACACCAGGGUGAGCUAGCUCUGCCGUCGAGGUAGACUUCUCCCUGCCUUGGUGAUGGGCAGUAGGUGCACAGGAGGAGCAGAAA